AUGGUGUGGUAUCCAUCAGAUUUUGCUUUCCACCACGAUCACGAGAUUUAUGGGAAAACUGACAGCCGUUAUGUGCUGAUUGAUAAGACAAUGGCGACCGUCUGGAAAAUCUACACGCUGCCGGAGAAACAAGGGUCGGAGAUUCCCAUUAAUACCAGACAUUUCGAGCGCGAGAAGCAGCGAAACCUGGAGCUGCGUUGCAAACCUCACGAAAACCUCAUGCUGAUCAAGGAAGAAAAUAGGAUUCAAAAAUUCCGGUGUAAGGCUGACGGAAAGCAGUAUGGCGUGCUGAUAUUCGAUUUUCUGCCGUAUACCCUGGAGAAAGUUAUCUGGGAGCCGUCAAUAAAUUACACGGACGAUGGUGUGGCAACAUUGGCCUCCCAAAUGCUGUCGGGUAUCAGCCAUCUACACGAGCUGAAUAUUGCGCAUCGCGAUAUCAAGCCGGCAAACAUCUUCAUCGACAAGAAUGGAAUCGUGAAGAUCGCCGACUACAAUAUAUCCCUCAACGAAGGAUCCGGAUGCUUGGGCAGCGACACGGGAACUUUGCGAUAUAUGCACCCGCGACAGCUGUUCGAGAGCGAGUGCCAUCGUCAAGACGAUCUAUGGUCGCUUGGGGUUGUUUUGUGGGAGCUUGUUACCAGGGAGGAAUUUUAUCAAAAUGACCAGCUAAACGUUCCGCCACUCGGCGGGAACCAUUUCAUCCUAAAAAUAAUCGAAUAUUGCUGCCAGCCGAAAUCGACCGAACUGUGUGCGAAGCAAGCGAGUGAAAUGUUAAACGGAGCCUUGAGAAAGAAGGGGCGCAAGCUGUCCGCGAGUUUCCAGACAUUCGCUAGCGGCAGCCACGAAAUCCGCCCGCCAGUCGGGUUGGAAUCGGUCUACAUCAGCGAGACGCCAAUCUAUCGGGAGUUCAGAAAUCGCGGGCCAUCAUUCAGCAACCAGGCAACCGAGGCCGAUUUUGAUUUUGAGCAGUUCGACCCCGCCGCCCUUGCGCAGGAGCUCUAUGGCUAUGUACCAGAACGCAACGAAGAAAGGUGGAUGUUCGUAUCCCAUGCGCCCCGGAUCGUCCGGAAGUGGUUGAAGUGGUUC
Molecule: messenger RNA, 1086 nt
Organism: Mesorhabditis spiculigera
Lineage: Eukaryota; Metazoa; Nematoda; Chromadorea; Rhabditida; Rhabditidae
Source: the annotation of a GenBank genome assembly